AUGGAUAGGAAUACGCGAAGGGCCAACUUCAGGAAACUCCAGGAGGCGGCCAACAAUAACAACAAUGAGCCCAAUGUGGGGAUAUCAUCCGCCCUAUCAUUGUCGGCUUACUUUGACAAUCAGGAAGCUAAGAAUUCUGCAACAAAUCCUUCCAGUGUGAGGAAAACAAAAAGUAAUCAAGUUUUUGAGCAACCCGGCCCCAAGCCCAAAAAGGCUCCAAAACUUAACGCAAAAGGUGUCAGCUCUCGUAAAGGAAAGGCGACCACCAAGAGCAACCGGAAGCAACCCAGUAUCAGUGAUUUCUUAAGGAAUGAGCAAAUCUUCUCAGAAGUCACAGCCCAACAUUGCUUGGCUGACAAUUUUAGUCCCGAUGAUAUAGAAAUGGCGUUGGCCUUAUCCAAAUCAGAAGCGGAUAAACUGAGAAAACAAUGUCCAAUGCACAAUGGGGAUGAAGACGAGGUGGUUAAUCUAAUAGGAGACGAACGACCAGAGGGAUCUUCGGAAUCGAUUAGGCGUAAGCUACAGAAAUAUGGCUUUCGUACGGCAGCCAAAGAGGAUUAUAAUCCUUUAGCCUAUGCAGCCGCAUUGCCAGUCCUUGGUAAACGUGGUAAACGUGCCAAAUGGGCCAAUAAAUUUACACCACUCACUCUACGUAAUCCCGAAGUGCAGCAAAAGAAAUUUGAGAAAAAAGUCGCCGCUCUCCUCAAGGAAUGUGAUGUGAAGACGAAACAUGUAGAACUUGAAAUGCCUCCAUAUAAAUUGAUAAGUUCUCAUCUCCAACGACUAGAAGCCACUUUAGAAUUAUCUAUCAUAAGGGAACCAAGUGAAGAUCCAAUCGAAUUGAAUGUAUAUUAUGUUAAAGACUUGAUAGAAAUAAGCUAUACGCCAGCUGAACAUUUGCUCAAAGAUUGGUCAGCCAUACAAGGAAGAGACUUGUCACCAAAACGUCUUAAUCCAAAAAGUCUAAAGCGCUUGGAGCAGUUUGACAUGGUUUAUAAGGAUUUGGAGAAACAUUUUGAUAAUGGGCGAAUCAAAGAAAUGGAAUUGGAUAACUUGGAACAGUUGGUUAUUGAGAACAUGGUUGAAGAUGUCUCGCAAGUAGAUGAGCCCGAACCAAUUCCUUCUACUAACAGCAGUCCUCUGAAGGAGCCACCAGAUAAACGAGUCAGACUGUCGCCGGAAAAGGAAAGUUUCCUGCCUAAUUCGAAGAUUCCACCAUUAUCAACAUCUAGUUCAACGAGUCUAAGUUUGCCCCAAAGUGCCACCAGAUGUACUUCUCCCGAUCUGUUUGCUGAUUCCGAUGAUGAUUCAGAUGUGAAAAACCUUUCCCUCAACGUUUACAAGAAUGUCAGUUGUCAUGAAAAAUCUUCUCAAAUUACUACGUAUGAGAUCUAUACCAGUUCCAGUGAUGAGGUAAAGACUGUUUCAGAAGCUACUCCACAGCAGAUUUCUAAUGAAGAUGAUAUCAUUGAUCUUACUGAAGGAGAUGAUAAAUUUGAAAAAUUGAACCAUAGUAUAGAAUCCGAUUCAGACAUCGAUAAUCUCAAUUGCACUUUGGUCGUGGCUAAAGCAUCUCAAGAGCCCAAAUCUUAUGAAAAUGAGUCUCUAGCAGCUUCACAAUUGGAUUUCAAAACCUCACCACUCAGUUUUUCUCACUGGGACAAUACGGAUAAAUCAAUAUUAGAUGCAAAAACUAAUUUAGAAAUUGCAUCUAUAUCCAAAUCUGUUGAAAAUAUUUCUCAAUCGUCAAUACGAUUGGAUUUGGAAACAUCUCCGCUCAGUUUUCGCCACUGGAAUCACUCUGAUACCUCGAAAAUGAAUUCCUUUGGCUCUCGUUUAAACAAUUCUCAUUCAUCUCUUCAAUUAGAUACUUUAGAAACAUCUCUGCUAAAGCAUAGUAAAAAUAAGUCACAAUCAUCAUUGAAUUUGGAUUUAGAAACGUCUCCGCUUAGCUUUCGUCACUGGAAUAGCUCAGAUAAAUCAAUGCCAGGAAAAUCUCCAAUAAGCAUUACUCAAUGGAAUACUUCGGCUAAAUCACUUCCAGAUUCUAUCGCAUCGUGUAAACAAGCUUUACACUCAUUCGAUUCGAAUGUAAGCAUAGACUUGACACAAAAUAGUGAUAAUGAAGAUGGCAUUUUGCUAUCCGAUGAUGAAAUAAACUAUUCCAUUUGGAAGGCCAAUAAAACUAUGGCCAGGGAUCUGCAACAAGAUCCAAUAUUCGAUGGCAGUGACGAUGAAGCGUUCUCACCCUUACCACAAUCGAUUGCCGAUGCAAAGUUCACUAUUGAUCAUUUUAAAACUGUCGAAGACUUAGAUAUAUAUUUGAAAAACUCCGGAGACUCAUUCAAUUUGAAUAAAGAAAGAGCCGAGUUUGGAAUACUAGAAGACAAAGGACUCUCGCAGCCAUUUAAGACAUCACAGUGUUCUGUGAAAGAUUCCCAAAUGGAUAUUGAUUGGUCAGAUGCCUCAUUUUUGGAGCCCAUCAGCAAACCUGUGUUCAAACGCAAAAGUAGUCAUAGAUUUCAAGAGUUUCUAGGUGAAACGGAGAAACGAAGCGGAGACGAGUUUGACGAAUUUGAUCGUAUGGUCUUCCAAGACUCAAAAGAUCCCAUUAUGAAUGAGGAUAUCUUGCCUAGUGGCUUGGACCAGUUGCUAAAGGGUGAAAUCAAUGUGGAAACCAUACCGGAAUCUAAGCAGCCAAUGCCCAAUGAACCUGAGCAAUUGGAGUUCAAUGGCAAAGUGUAUCAUAUAAGUGUUUGUAAUGCGGUUAAACCGGAUUUUACCAAACUCUCGGAAUCGAUGCUAUUGCAACAGCUUUACAAUUAUGGCAUAAAACCUUUAAAACGUAAACAGGCCAUCAAAAUUCUGGAAUACAUCUAUAAUCAAACGCAUCCCAUAAUGAAAGAAGAGUUUAAAGAAAGUGGAAACAAUCUGCCACGUUCCAAAUCCACACCAGCUCCGCCUAUUAUAACAGAUGGUCCAUCUUGUUCACUAUCUCGACAAGUUCAUACGUUUAGUAGUGGCCACAAUGAACCAACCAAAGUUGUUCAAACAGCAGAUUCAAAGAAAUUUCACGAUGCUUGCGGUUCGGAACUCUUACGCUUCUCUCAAACCCAAGCCCCAAGUCUCUGCGAUGAUUUUGAGUUCUAUAUACUACAGACCAAUGUAACCAAAAAGACGCCACAGCCGCUGGUACCUUUUCACAUUGCCUGGCAUAAUCUGAUUUGUGCCAAUCCUCAGCUACAUGAGAGUCUACUUAUGUAUGAGCCCAUCGAUCUGCAGGAAAUCUAUAUGCAUUUCAAGCAAAUGGGACAUCGCUAUGAUCCCAAGGAACUGAAAUCGUUUUUUGAUCGACGUUGCAUUAUAUUUCGCUACGAAUUGCCUGGCUCGAAACCACAAACGGAGCGUCACAUACGAAAGAAGUCGAUAAAGAAACGCAAAUAAGUUAACAAGUUUAGAUUUAGUUUGAUAAAUGUAAUUAUUUCUAUAAGCAUGAAUGAGUGAGAAAGCGCGCUGUUUGCCAUCUCUUUCACUUUCAGUCACAUAUUGUAGAGCUUCUUUAGCUAUUGAAUGCAUUAUAUGAAUGUUGUGUACAUGAA
Messenger RNA from Drosophila willistoni, 3599 nucleotides. RefSeq names its product structure-specific endonuclease subunit SLX4 (gene mus312). NCBI's taxonomy places the organism in Eukaryota, Metazoa, Arthropoda, Insecta, Diptera, Drosophilidae. Gene Ontology annotation, biological process: DNA replication; resolution of meiotic recombination intermediates; interstrand cross-link repair. The record is from RefSeq and is a predicted model, not a curated record. The transcript has 5 exons. Bases 1 to 3444 code for a protein of 1147 amino acids. Gene Ontology annotation, molecular function: enzyme binding. Gene Ontology annotation, cellular component: nucleus; Slx1-Slx4 complex.